Molecule: messenger RNA, 536 nt
Organism: Agrilus planipennis (emerald ash borer)
Lineage: Eukaryota; Metazoa; Arthropoda; Insecta; Coleoptera; Buprestidae
Exons: 2
Coding region: 33-530 (165 amino acids)
Source: RefSeq, a predicted model, not a curated record
CAGUAGCUGCUGCACCUGGACGCCUGGACUUCAUGAACUACCCAGUGGACGAAUCCAUGGACUACGAGGCACGACAUCGGGAGAUGGACAGGACAUCAUCAGCUGCUACAUCUGGACGUCGCACUUCAUCCCAGGGGAGUGUACUUCAAUCGGGAGUGUCGGUCGCGGCUCGGGAGUGUCUGGAGCGUCCAGAUUCGGACUUCGAAGUCUCCGAUACCCGGAAUAUCGGAAUUUUCCGGAUUCUGAGUAUUGGAAACUUCGAAAUUCUAAUCUCGGGGCUCCAAAGCAGCGAAUCCUUCGGGAUUCGUUGCUCUGGAGACCUUGAGGUUCGGAUUUCGAAGACUCUAAUACUCAGAAUCCUGAAACUUCCGAAUUUCGUGUACCUGGGACUUAUAAGUUCGAAUCUGGAGCUCCAACGUUCGGGCCUUGUCCCGGACGCUCUUCGAAUUACAAAAAACGAUCGCGCUAAACCUGGUAGACGUGAAAAAUUUGUUUUUGUCUUUUUUAAUAUGAAAAAUAAAACACAUUGAUCUCUC